Molecule: messenger RNA, 1101 nt
Organism: Microdochium trichocladiopsis
Lineage: Eukaryota; Fungi; Ascomycota; Sordariomycetes; Xylariales; Microdochiaceae
Exons: 2
Coding region: 92-985 (297 amino acids)
Source: RefSeq, a predicted model, not a curated record
CGGCAGCGGCGGACUCUGUGUGCCUCGAGACCCCGUCCGGUUCCAAGUUUGUUCUCGGACGCUGGCCAGGUCGUCACGCGUGUUCGACACAAUGCUUUUCGGCAACUUUGCUGAAUCGAAAAGAACAGAGGUCGAUGGUCCGGACGGCACAACGGAAUGGCUUGUGGAGCUCCCAGAUGCUCCGCCACAGGCCAUGAGAAAACUCUUCGAAAUAAUGCACUGCCGAUUCGUCCCCUUCGAGCAGGGCAAGAUCCGCAUACUCUACGACUUGAUCACCAUGGCAGACUGUUACGACAGUGUCGAAAUACUGCGGCCACUGUCCCAUGUUUGGGUGGACGGGCUUCGGCGCCUGAACGUCAGGGAGCUCUCGGCCACCACCCUCCUCGCGCACGCCUGGGUUUACUACUCGCUCGGCCAACGAGCCGACUACGAGCAGACGGGCACCGUGCUCGUGCUCGACUCUGUGCCCGCAGACUUCACUAAGACCGCGCACCUUACAGCGCUUCCGCCCAUGCUGCUGGAUAAUGUCCGCGCCCUGCGCCUGCAGCUCCUCGGCAAGCUGCUGGAGCCGCUCUACAAUGCCACCACGGUCCUCCUCGAGGGUAACGCGAGCCCCUUGGGAAUUUGUGUGUGGAAAGGCACACGUUACAGCAGUGACAACAGUAUCGAGCAGGAAAAGGUAGACUGUGAGCAGCGACUAUUGGGCCUCCUCGUUCGUGAGCUGCACAGACUUCGUCUUUGGCCUCGGCCGGACGUGGCGGACGUGGACGUGGCUCCCAGAGUCCUGUACAACGCCAUGAGGAGGCUGGCUCAGCCAAGGAAGCACAUGGCGUCCGAUAACCACCGUAACUGUGUGCUCGAGCUUGAGCCUGGAAAUCUUGCCAACACUGGCGAUGAUCAUAAUGGACUGAAAGGGCUCGAGGCUUUCAGAUACAUCGCAAGCGCGAAAGAGGUCGAGUUUAUGGCGCGCUUCACAAAGAAGUGAUCGAGGUGUACGUACGAGGCCUCAAGCCGUGUAGAAUGGGUGAGAUGAAUAUUUCAUAGAAGUACAGCAUGGUAGAAAGGAAGAUGCCAAUGCCAAGAUGCGCCAUUGUUUUCCCC